UUUUUUAAUUUUAAAAUAAAAUUUUAAAUAGAAAUAAAUAAAAAAUGAAUGAAGUUAAGACGAACCAGCAAUAUAAUGACAAAGAAAUACAAAUACGCCCAGCUAAAAAGGAGGAUAUGAAGGCUGUUACCGAAAUGAUUCAGGAACUCGCCGAUUUUGAAGAGAUGCCCCAAGGUCCUAAAAUGUCGAUGAGAGAGUUGGAGCGUGACGGAUUUGAGGUUAGCCCGCCGGCCUUUCGGUGCAAGAUAGCAGAGUUGAAGGGAGCUGUGGACCAGCCAGUGAUCGGUUAUGCUCUGUAUUUCCCCACAUACUCCACAUGGGAAGGGCGUUCUAUGAUGCUUGAAGAUUUGUAUGUGAAAAACAGUGAGCGUAAGCGUGGUGUUGGAAAAAGGCUUUUCAAUGCUGUUGCUAAGGAAGCUUUGACCACUGGGUGUUCACGUUUAGAUUUCCAUGUCCUAGAGUGGAACCCGGCCCGGUCUUUCUAUGAUGCUAAAGGAGCUGUAAACUUGACCAACUCCGAGAAAUGGUGCUACUACCGCUUAACUGGGGAAGCGCUCCGGAACGCUUCCAAUGAGGGAGGGGAGGCAUGAAAACUACAUGCUGUGCUCAAAUAUAUAUUCCAUGUAAUAUAGUCAUUUUUGUACAAAUACUUCUUGUUGAUUGUUACAAAAAUUAGCAUAAUAUC
Messenger RNA from Chilo suppressalis (striped riceborer), 685 nucleotides. The record is from the annotation of a GenBank genome assembly. NCBI's taxonomy places the organism in Eukaryota, Metazoa, Arthropoda, Insecta, Lepidoptera, Crambidae.